Messenger RNA from Sesamum indicum (sesame), 3810 nucleotides. Its product is annotated as Helicase protein with RING/U-box domain-containing protein. NCBI's taxonomy places the organism in Eukaryota, Viridiplantae, Streptophyta, Magnoliopsida, Lamiales, Pedaliaceae. The record is from RefSeq and is a predicted model, not a curated record. Gene Ontology annotation, molecular function: zinc ion binding; ATP-dependent activity, acting on DNA; hydrolase activity, acting on acid anhydrides, in phosphorus-containing anhydrides. Gene Ontology annotation, biological process: DNA repair. Gene Ontology annotation, cellular component: nucleus.
AUCCCCACUCUAAUCCCCCCACCUCUCUCCUUCCCUCUCAUUCUUCCAUUUCCAGAAUUUCUCUGGGUUGCUGCUCACCUUUUCCUAUUCUACUCUAUCAGAAUUUUACGCUUUUUACUUCUUUCUUCUCUAGUUUUUUUUCGGUUGGAGAGAAGCCAUGGAAGCGGAAUCAGCGGAGGAAAAAGAAAGUGAGGUGAAAGCGAUCGUUGGUUCUGGAACCUCAGAAACCGACAUCCGGAGCGUUCUGUCUCAAUGCGGCAACAACCAUCGUGCAGCCACCGAUCUCAUUGUGCAUUCACCUUCAACGCUUUCGCUAACGCCCCAUUUCACUGCGCAGAAAACUCUCACUUCUGUGGGUGUGAGGAUCUCAACUGUCCAGAUGAAUUUAUCGAAGGACGUUGAGGAGUCCGAAAAGAAACCGUGUGAUGAGUUGAGUACAGUAAAGCAAGAGCCGUUGAGUGUGGAAAAUGGUUCAGAAGGCGAAAGAGAGAAGGGUGUUAUGAAGAAGUGCGGAACGGGUGUUGGGUUGAAGGGGAGUGCGCGUGUGAAUGAAGAAUGUGAUGUGGGUUUUGUGAAAGGUGAGGUUUAUGGAGAAGAAAACCAGGUUUUAAGUGGUGAAAAAUCAUCUGCAACGGUGGGAAGUCGUAGGCUGAGUUUUGAGGAGUGGUUAAGUUUGCAUCAUCCUGGAAAGAAACAAGAGGAAAAACAGGGUAUAACUGGUGGUGCCAAUGCUGAGGUUAGAGUUAAAGAGGAGCCUAAUGUAGAUACAGAGAGUAAAACUUUGAUUCUAGUAAAGGAAGAAGCGAAGGAGGUGAUCAGUGUACAGCCAUUGAGUGCAAGAAAAUUAUCUGAUGAUGAGUAUAGAAGGAUCCAAUCUGGGCAUAUUAACACUAAGCCUAAAAGGGCGAGGGUAGAAGAAAUGAGUUUAAGUUCUCUGGUGAUUGAGGACGGGGAUUUUCCGGAGGAGCCUGAUUGGUUGUUGGUGGGGAGGACGGUGAUUACAGGGCUCUCAACCACAAAAGGGAGAAAAUUGGAGAACAAUGAGAUCGUACAUUUUGCUUUUCCAAAUGCUGAUGUGAGGAGUAAGAGUAGUUCUCAUUUUAUGAGUGCAAAGGCUUCUAAUGCUGCCUCUGCUAUUGUUCGUUUCUCAACAAAAAGAUUCGGAGAGAUUGGCCGUUUACCGAUGGAAUGGGCAAAAUGCCUUGUUCCACUUGUAAAUUCAUCAAAGGUGAAAGUUCUUGGUCGUUGUAUAGCUGCUCCAGUUGAUCUUCAUCUUAUGCAAGAGAUUAUGUUAUAUGUCAGCUUCUACAUUCAUCAUUCUGUCUUUCUGGAAGGAGAUAAAUCAUCUUGGAAGUUGGAGCCUACAAAUAUUGAUGCCACCACAUAUCCUCUCUUAACAUUGUUUAAACUGCUGAAAGUCAAGCCAUCUCAAAAGGCAGAAUUCACACCAGAUGACCUUGAUUCUCGGAAGCGCUCACUAAAAUUAGAUGAUGAUUCAGAUGACACUGCAGCAGUUUUGCCCUUGGUGAAGAAGAGAAAGGGUUGUCAACUUCAAGAUCAGAACAAAGAUGAGCAAGCUAUUACUGAAACAUCCUUGAAUAAGCUUGUUGGUGCUGUAGAUAUGUAUAACUUAGAGGAAAUGGAGCCUCCAGAAACUCUUACUUGUGAUUUAAGGCCAUACCAGAAGCAGGCACUUUACUGGAUGUCUGAAUUGGAGACAGGUGCAAGUGCAGAAGAAACAGAGAAGACUCUUCAUCCAUGCUGGGCAGCUUAUCGUGUGUGCGAUGAGAGAGCUCCAGCAAUUUACGUGAAUAUGUUUUCUGGGGAAGCAACCACACAAUUUCCUUCUGCCACACAGAUGGCAAGAGGAGGGAUUCUGGCAGAUGCAAUGGGUCUUGGGAAAACCGUGAUGACAAUUGCUUUGAUACUGGCAAGAAGAGGUCGUGGUACCCGAGUAGAUCAACAAGUAAUCACUGAAGGGGAAACCAAGAUUGAACAUAUUAAGAUUAGCCAGACCACUGAAGCUUCAAAGAAAGCAAAUGGUGGCACCCUCAUUGUUUGUCCAAUGGCUUUACUCGGCCAAUGGAAGGAUGAGCUUGAAACCCAUUCAAAGCCAGACAGCAUUUCUGUUUUUGUUCAUUAUGGUGGGGAAAGAGCCAACGACCCUAAGGUGAUAGCAGAACCUGAUGUGGUCUUGACCACAUAUGGUGUGCUGACCUCAGCAUAUAAAAAUGAUUCCAUUAACAGCAUAUUCCACCAAGUUGAAUGGUAUCGUGUGGUGUUAGACGAAGCCCACACAAUUAAAUCAUCAAAGACUCAAGGUGCUCAGGCUGCAUUUGGACUGUCCUCAUAUUGCCGCUGGUGUCUUACUGGCACUCCUCUUCAGAAUAAUUUGGAAGACCUGUACAGCCUCUUGUGCUUCUUGCAUGUCGAACCAUGGUGCAACUGGGCAUGGUGGAACAAGUUGAUUCAGAGGCCUUAUGAGAAUGGUGAUAAGAGAGGUCUGAAAUUGGUUAAGGCGAUUCUGAGGCCACUAAUGCUGAGGAGAACAAAGGAGUCCAAGGAUAAAGAAGGAAGGCCCAUUCUUGUUCUCCCACCGACUGAUAUCCAAGUUGUCGAAUGUGAGCAAUCAGAAGCCGAGCAUGACUUUUAUGGUGCUCUCUUUAAGAGAUCAAAAGUUCAAUUCGACCAAUUUGUUGCUCAAGGCAAAGUUCUCCAUAACUAUGCAAAUAUUCUUGAGCUGUUACUACGACUGAGGCAAUGUUGCAACCAUCCAUUCCUUGUUAUGAGCCGAGGUGAUACACAAGAAUAUGCAGACCUGAACAAGCUAGCAAGAAGGUUCCUUCAAUCCCACCCUGAUUCAACGAGCCAGACUGGCCCGUCUCGAGCAUAUGUUGAAGAAGUCGUGGAGGGUCUUCGGAAUGGUGAAAAUGCAGAAUGCCCCAUUUGCCUCGAGUCUGCUGAUGACCCUGUUUUGACACCAUGCGCACAUAGGAUGUGCAGAGAGUGCCUUCUAUCAAGCUGGCGAAGUACAGUUGUUGGGCUCUGUCCCAUCUGUCGGCAGGUGCUCAGCAAAACCGAACUCAUCACAUGUCCCACUGCAAGCAGGUUUAGAAUUGAUGUUGAAAAGAACUGGAAGGAGUCAUCCAAGAUAUCCAAGCUCUUGGAUUGCUUGGAACACAUGCGCAACUCGGGUUCUGGUGAAAAGAGCAUCAUUUUUAGCCAGUGGACUUCAUUCUUGGAUCUUUUAGAAAUUCCACUCAAGAGGAGAAAUUUUGGAUUCUUGAGGUUUGAUGGGAAGUUGGCGCAGAAACAAAGGGAGAAGGUCUUGCAUGAGUUUGCUGAGACUAAACACAAAAGGAUACUAUUGAUGUCACUUAAAGCAGGUGGUGUGGGCUUGAACUUGACUGCUGCUUCCAAUGUCUUUCUAAUGGAUCCAUGGUGGAAUCCUGCAGUAGAGGAGCAAGCCAUCAUGAGAAUUCAUCGGAUUGGCCAAAAGCGGAUUGUUCGUGUCCGGAGAUUCAUCGUCAAGGAUACAGUAGAAGAGCGUAUGCAACAAGUCCAAGCGAGGAAGCAAAGGAUGAUAGCCGGAGCCCUAACCGAUGAGGAAGUCCGGUCGGCGAGAAUUGAGGAACUUAAAAUGCUUUUCCGUUAAAUAUAUUCCCUUGAUCACAAUUAUUUAGUUUUGUUAAUUUAUCAUUGGGUUGAAAAAUCAUGGUUAAGGGUGGAGGGCAAUUUUUGUAUAAAUUUAACUACUUUGUUUAUAUAGCGCUAAUGAUCUGUACAGGCAAACUCGUCUCUUUCUUUAUG